Molecule: messenger RNA, 1715 nt
Organism: Aegilops tauschii subsp. strangulata
Lineage: Eukaryota; Viridiplantae; Streptophyta; Magnoliopsida; Poales; Poaceae
Product: myosin-binding protein 7-like
Source: RefSeq, a predicted model, not a curated record
GUGCGCCCGCCUCCUCCCGGCUCCCCGGAUGCACGCCAUGGCCGACGCCGGCGGGCCCCCGCUCAAUCUCUGCCCUCUCUGCGGCCACCCCACCACCAGCACCAUCUCUGCCUCUCGCCCAUCGUCUCCGCCAUUGGCGGCUACGAGGCCGACGCUGAAGAGGAAUUCACCACCAGAGGCGCCGCCCGCGGUGGUGCGGGUGGAGAUAGGUGACGAGGCGGCGGCACUGCGGGAGGCUCUGGCGCGGCAGCAGGCGGCGCUGGCUGAUUUGCAGGCCGAGCUGGAUGCGGAGCGGGGCGCGGCGGCCGGCGCCGCGAGCGAGGCCAUGACGAUGAUCCUUCGCCUGCAGCGGGAGAAGGCAGAGGCCAUGAUGGAGGCGCGCCAGUUCCGGCGCUACGCAGAGGAGAAGAUGUCCCACGACGCCGCGGAGCUCGCCGUCCUCGAGGAGACCAUCGCAAAGCGCGAGGCCUCGGUGCGCGGCCUCCAGUCUCUGUCACGCCUCAGCGUCGCCAACGCUGCAUCGUUGCAUUCCACCCCGCGAGUCUCCUCCACGCCGCGCAACCCGUCCACGCCAUCGACGGUUGGGGCCGGCGGCUAUUACCCACCGUUGCGGUGCUUUAGUAGCCGCUUUAAUGACCACCCGCCGACCGCGUCGGAGGCGGACGUGCUCGACAUGCAGACCCCGCGCGACCACCUCGCGCGCCUCUCCAACCGCGUCCAAAUGCUCGAGCACCGCGCACCGCCCACAUCCACCACUACGCCCAUCAUCCGCGUCGCGCCGGGCUCCACCUUCCCCCGCAACCCGCGUCCAUUCUCCGACACUGACAGCCUUGACUUCUGCGACGGCGAGUACUUCCCGGACGACGACUGCGGCGCCAGCGAUCGGGUGUACACCGUGGACGCCAUCCACGGCCGCGGUGUUCCCCUGGUCGUGCCAGAGGGCUCCAUCUGUGGCGGCACUCCGGCCGGGAGCGAAUGCUGCGCCGGCGGGCCGUGGGGGGAAGACGAGGAUAUGCGUCGGCUCAGCGCGCGCCUCCAGGCGCUGGAGGCGGACCGAGAGACCAUGCGCCAGGCCAUCAUCUCCAUGGGCGCCGAGAAAGCGCAGGUGGUGCUUCUCAAGGAGAUCGCGCAACAGCUGUGCAAGGACGCCCCGCCACCUUUGCCGGCGGUGACCGUGGGGCAACAUUACUACAAGGGGGCAGCGCCACCGGCCGUGACCGUCACCGUACCACGGCCGCAGCGACCGAUGGUCAUGCACAGGAUGGUGCUCAAGAGCCAGCCCACGAGGACGCCAUUCUUUUCUACUGUAGUCAAGUGGGUCGCAUCUAUCGUCUCGUGGCGAAGGAAAUCUUCCCGUAUCAAGUACCCUAUUGGCCAAUGCGGUAACAAUGUCGGGUUGAUGUUGCUGCUUGACAAGUCCUCAAAAGCUGCAGGCAACGGGCAUCAUAAACCUCCCAAAAGGAUUUAGAUGCCAUUAAUCUUGAGUAUAUACGACUGAUUUGUUUGUGAAAAACAAGGUGGCUUUCGCAUUGUUGUCCCCCAAUUCUUGGCGUGCUCUUUCGCUGAUCUUGUCUGAUAAUGUAGCUUACAAAUGGAAGCCAUCAAUUUUUCUCGUUGUUUCAAUUUUUUUAAAGCGUUGUUGUUUUUGUUGCGGUGACGAUUCUUCAUAUGUUAUACUGAUGUUUUAUGGCCUUAUACCUUCGGUACAAAACAAA